Agelaius phoeniceus (red-winged blackbird) is the source of this 4662-nucleotide messenger RNA. It is a transcript of the gene C2CD5, whose product is annotated as C2 calcium dependent domain containing 5. The record is from RefSeq and is a predicted model, not a curated record. Gene Ontology annotation, molecular function: calcium ion binding; calcium-dependent phospholipid binding. Gene Ontology annotation, biological process: protein localization to plasma membrane; positive regulation of vesicle fusion; intracellular protein transmembrane transport. NCBI's taxonomy places the organism in Eukaryota, Metazoa, Chordata, Aves, Passeriformes, Icteridae. Gene Ontology annotation, cellular component: plasma membrane.
GGAAGAUGCCGGGGAAGCUGAAGGUCAAGAUCGUGGCGGGGCGCCAUUUGCCGGUGAUGGACCGCGCCAGCGACCUGACCGACGCCUUCGUGGAGGUGAAAUUUGGAAAUACAACAUUUAAGACAGAUGUGUAUCCCAAAUCACUUAAUCCUCAAUGGAAUUCUGAGUGGUUCAAAUUUGAAGUGGAUGAUGAGGAGCUGCAGGAUGAGCCCCUGCAGAUCACGGUUCUUGACCACGACACGUACAGUGCCAACGAUGCCAUUGGCAAGGUGUACAUAGACAUCGACCCUCUGCUCUACAGUGAGGCAGCCACUGUUAUUUCAGGGUGGUUUCCAAUUUAUGAUACCAUUCAUGGUAUACGUGGGGAGAUCAACGUUGUGGUGAAAGUAGAUCUCUUCAAUGAUUUAAACAGAUUUAGGCAGUCAUCCUGUGGCGUCAAAUUUUUUUGCACCACGUCCAUCCCCAAGUGCUACCGGGCCGUGGUGAUCCACGGCUUCGUGGAGGAGCUGGUGGUGAACGAGGACCCUGAGUACCAGUGGAUCGACCGCAUCCGGACCCCGCGUGCCUCCAACGAGGCCCGCCAGAGGCUCAUCUCGCUCAUGUCAGGUGAAUUACAAAGGAAGAUUGGCUUGAAGGUGCUGGAAAUGAGAGGAAAUGCUGUUGUUGGUUAUUUGCAGUGUUUUGAUUUGGAAGGAGAGUCUGGACUCGUAGUGAGAGCCAUAGGAACAGCCUGCACGUUGGAUAAAUUAAGUAACACAUCAGCAUUUUUACCUGCAUGUAACUCCCCAUCCAAAGAAAUGAAGGAGAUUCCUUUCAAUGAAGAUCCCAAUCCCAAUACAUAUUCAUCAGGACCCUCCACCCCUCUGAAAAACCAAACCUAUUCCUUUUCACCUUCCAAGUCCUACAGUCGACAGUCCUCUUCUUCUGACACAGAUUUGAGUUUGACACCCAAAACUGCACCUUCCCCACAGGGACCUAGGAUUUUCCUGUUUCCCAGCUCCCCUUCACUCUCUUGUGAUUCCCCACAUCUUAAAAAGUCCUGUCUCCUCCUCUCGGGGUCUAGCAUUAAACCUCUACACUCUAGCCAUGUCAGCCCAGUUGUUCUGAGGAAAAGUGUUUCUUUCACUGAAGAGCUGCUUCUGGCUGCUUCUGGAAUGGGCAGUGGGAGUGCUGGAAAAGAAGGGGGGCCAUUUAAAACUCUUUUAAGACAACAGACUCAGUCAGCUCUGGAACAAAGGGAAUUCCCCUUCUUCACCCUGACCACCUUCCCACCCGGCUUCCUGCUCCACGUCGGGGGCGUCGUCAGCGCGCGCUCCGUGAAGCUCCUGGAUCGCAUCCACAACCCCGAUGAACCAGAGACACGAGAUGCCUGGUGGGCAGAAAUCAGACAAGAAAUAAAAUCCCAUGCCAAGGCAUUGGGUUGUCAUGCUGUAGUGGGCUACAGUGAAUCAACCAGCAUUUGUGAAGAGGUCUGUAUUUUGUCCGCAUCUGGCACAGCAGCUGUACUGAACCCUAGGUUCCUUCAGGAUGGCACCAUGGAAGGCUGUUUGGAACAAAGGAUUGAAGAAGCUUCACCACCAGGUUGUGGAUUUUGCCAUAUCCCAUAUGAUGAAUUGAACAUGCCCUUUCCUGCUCACCUCACUUACUGUUACAACUGCAGGAAGCAAAAAGUUCCUGAUGUCCUUUUCACCACAAUUGACCUUCCUGUAGAGGCAAUAGUUGUUGGGAAGGGAUGUCUUAUUCAAGCCAGGCUGUGCCGGCUGAAGAAGAAAGCUCAGGCUGAGGCGAAUGCCACCUCCAUCAGCAACCUCCUGCCCUUCAUGGAGUAUGAAGUGCACACACAGCUGAUGAACAAACUCAAGCUGAGGGGAAUGAAUGCCCUCUUUGGGCUGAGAAUUCAGAUCACUGUGGGGGAGAACAUGCUGAUGGGCUUGGCAUCUGCAACAGGUGUGUAUUUAGCAGCUCUGCCAACACCUGGAGGUAUUCAGAUUGCUGGCAAGACUCCAAAUGAUGGCACCUAUGAGCAGCACAUAUCCCAUAUGCAAAAGAAAAUAAAUGAUACAAUAGCAAAGAACAAGGAGCUUUAUGAGAUUAAUCCUCCAGAGUUACCUGAAGAAAUUAUUGGGUCUCCCAUUCCAGAGCCAAGACAACGUUCCAGGCUAUUGAGAUCUCAGUCAGAAAGCUCUGAUGAAGUUACAGAGCUUGACCUUUCACAUGGGAAGAAGGAUGCUUUUGUCUUGGAGAUUGAUGACACAGAUGCAAUGGAAGAUGUUCAUUCUUUACUGACAGAUGUUCCACCACCUUCUGGAUUCUACAGUUGCAACACAGAAAUUAUGCCUGGUAUAAAUAACUGGACACCGGAAAUUCAAAUGUUCACAGCAGUUAGAGUGUCCAGAUUAAGCAACAUUAACCCAACAAAUCAAACACUCAAUAAGAACUUUAAUGAUCUCUGUGAGAAUCUGCUGAAGAGUUUGUAUUUCAAGCUGCGCUCCAUGGUCCCCUGCUGCCUUUGCCACGUCAACUUCACCGUGGCUCUGCCAGAGGAUGAGCUGGUUCAGAUUGCAGUCACAGCUGUUGCCAUUACAUAUGACAAAAACCAAGCACUACAAGCCAACAAAGCACCUACAGAAAAAUCACAGCAAAGAGCAUCUACAGACAAUGAAGAACAGCUGCAAUUUCCCUUGGAACUUUCCUCUGAUCCCCUUUCUUCUCAGCCAUUCUCUCCAGCUAAAGAAGCCCUGGAGGGUGCAAGUUCCCACACAGGUAUUCCUGCUGCUCAGAGAGCAACGUCAGUUGAUUACAGUUCCUUUGCAGACAGAUGCAACAGCUGGAUAGAGCUCAUUAAACUGAAAGCUCAGACCAUAAGGCGCGGAUCAAUUAAGACAACUACUUCCCUUGAAAAAGCAAGUCCAUUGGCUGAGGGGUACCUGAGGCACCGUUCUGUCCCGUCGGGCACCAAUUCCACUGUCUCAGUUGUUAAGAUGACUCCUCUUUCCUUCCUCCCUGGGGCAAAAAUAACCAAGUACCUUGGGAUAAUCAACAUGUUUUUUAUUCGAGAAACCACUUCUUUGCGCGAGGAGGGUGGUGUCAGUGGGUUCCUGCACGCUUUCAUUGCUGAAGUGUUUGCCAUGGUGAGGGCCCACGUUGCAGCUCUGGGAGGGAAUGCAGUUGUGUCAUACAUAAUGAAGCAGUGUGUUUUCAUGGAGAACCCAAACAAAAACCAGGCCCAGUGUCUGAUCAAUGUCAGUGGGGACGCUGUCAUCUUUGUCCGCGAGUCGGAGCUGGAGGUGCUGCCCGCGCCGCCUCCUGCGGCUGCGGCCCAGCCCGCGGGCUCUGCUGGGGACGUCACCACGUGAGGGCACAGCGCCUGCCCUGCUCUCUGCUCCUCAGAGGCUCACUGCACAUGGGGCAGUCUUCAGGUGUGCAUCUUCAAAGUCAGUGUCUCUCCAUGGAUUCACAGCCAAACUCCAGGACAAUCACUCUUCUUUUGUUGUCGUGUGACUGAGGUAAGUCAGAGCAGGAGCUGGCAGCUGAGCCCUGGUUCUUCAUUACUGUUCCUGGCCUCUGUGAAACCAGGCAGCAGCUGAAGCACUCACAGGACAACGUGCAUUACAAUAGCAGCCAUCUCAUGGAACUGUGGAAGGAAGGAAGGGAAAAUUCUGUUCCAUUUUUGAGCUGUUUGGGGGGACCAUGCCAUGUUGUCAUUCAGAACCAUUUCUGAGUGUGAGUGUUGUCUGUCUGUCUGUCUCAGGUCAGGGUGGGAGGGAGGUGCCUGAGAAGUCUGGGAUGGAAAGCUUUGAUGAAGAAGGGAGACAUUUGUGUGCAGGCCAAGGAAACAUGGGCUGGACUCUGAAAUUCCUUUACAUCAUGGAGUGUGGAGAGAAAAAGCAGUACCAAAAAGUUCCAGUUUGAAUUUUGCUCAUUGAAAGUAUUUUUUCUUAAUUUGUUGUUGUUUUUAUAUUUGGGAGCUGGGAGGUGUUGUUUCUUUAAUUGUUUUUUAAAAGGUGCCAGACCACAAUGCUGUGAUCCUGGGCAUCCCUGUGGUGGGACAAAAAACUCCCUGACCACAACAAAGAGUUCCAGGGUGUGUCUGGUGCUAAUACAAGAUGUUCACUUCAGUAUUGACAAAGCAGGCCUUUUUCUUAUUUAAGACUUUGGGAAAGAAUUGUCCUGAGGUUGAUUUUUCUAAGGCAGGAUCUGUUUCAAGGAUGACAUAAACAGUCCCCCAAAAAUGAGUUGUGCAGAGGUUAUCCUGCAGCCUCCUUCCUGUUUGAAUGCCUGGCUAAUUGGAGAUUGAUUUGUGUGUGUGACACUGGUUCCACUGGGGUCUUUUUGUUCUUUUCCAGUGCUGUGGCUGGGAAAUAAGGGUACUGCAAAGACAGGAAAUUUGUCAUUUCCAGUAAAAGUCUGAAAGGUGAUGAUACUCUAUUGUAAAAAAAAAACCCAAAAAAACCCACAACAAAAAACCUUUGAUUUGAAGAUGCAUUCUUGCUUAAUUCUGACAACAUUGUACAUGGAACUUGAACAAAGAUGUAAACUUGAAUGUAAAUAUUCUGUUUAGAGUUGAAAUUAAGCAAUGGCAUGAUUAUUUGUUAAAACUAAUUAUUUCAUUGUAAAUGAGCAUGAAAAUCAUUCUUGCACAAUAAAUAUCUUUAUAAAAUU